Molecule: messenger RNA, 2912 nt
Organism: Yamadazyma tenuis ATCC 10573
Lineage: Eukaryota; Fungi; Ascomycota; Pichiomycetes; Serinales; Debaryomycetaceae
Gene: LIG4
Product: DNA ligase (ATP)
Biological process (GO): nucleotide-excision repair, DNA gap filling; double-strand break repair via nonhomologous end joining; DNA biosynthetic process
Cellular component (GO): DNA ligase IV complex
Molecular function (GO): DNA binding; DNA ligase (ATP) activity; ATP binding
Source: RefSeq, a predicted model, not a curated record
GCAGUUAGGUGCUCUGAUAUGGGUCCAGUCAAAAGCUGUGCGUGUGCGGAAAGAGGCUAAUUCUAACAGCACCUCAGCGCGCGGCUCAGAAAUUGCUUCCCCUAUGUCAUUCCUCGAUCAAAUACCUCCCAUCACGAAUCUACAGGACCCAGAGUUCUCCUUCUUGGUAACAGAGCUCUUCAAUCCACUUGAUGCGGUAAACAGGGAGAGCUUGGGACUGUUCCCCAAUAUUACUUCCAAAAAACGAGAUAUCAUCUCCAGGUUUUUGAAAACUUAUAAAGCCCAUAUCGGUAGUGAUAUAUAUCCAAGUAUACGGCUUGUACUUCCCAAUAAGGACAGUAGAAAGUACUAUAUGCGACAUACGGAAUUGGUAUCCUUCAUUAUUAAGAUGUAUAACAUUCCCAACGAGUCUAAUCAUACCAAAUUACUUCGUGAAUGGAAAACUCAAUUCCACCAUCUCCAGCUCCAGAACUCGGAUCCAAACUUGUCACAUCUCCCCAGGAAAAUUUGUCAGGUAAUAGGUAACCGUCGAAGUCUCCAGCAUAAAAUCACCAAAAAGUACUCUGUGAACCAGAUAAAUGAAGUGUUGGAUCAAUUGUCGAAUGCUACCAAAACUGAAGACAGAAUCAAGAUAUUGAGACCAGUUUUCGAUAAUCUCCAAAUUGAUGAAAUCAGAUGGUUGUUGAAUAUCAUCUUGAAAAUAUCCAAUGCUGGAUAUAUGGAAAGAUUUGUGUUUGAAUUAUGGAACGAAAACUGCUAUGGUCUUUACACGGUAUGUCAUGAUCUAUCCAAGGCAUUCAGGUACUUUAGUGUUCAUGAUUCAAUUGACCAGAAGCAAUUGAUUCCGCAUGUCAACUUUCCAUUUAUACCACAAGCUUCCCAGAAAUUGACGGCUAGUUAUACCAAACUCUGUUCAGAGAUGUCAGAAUUCUAUAUUGAAGAAAAGAUCGAUGGUGAUCGGAUGGUGCUACAUUAUAAUAACAAUAAAUUCAAGUUCUUCUCUAGAAGAUGCAGAGACUAUAGUUUAUUGUUCGGGGAAAACUUUGAAGUGGGUUCUUUAACCAAGCAUCUCAAGAAUGUGUUUCACCCCAAGGUUACUAAACUAAUACUUGAUUGUGAAAUUGUAGCAUUUGAUGCUGAUAGAAAGUGUAUUUUACCAUUCGGAACCUUGAGAAAAGCUGCCAUUCAGGAAGCAGUAAAGGAGUUUACAACAACUGAUAUGUUUUCUGAACAUGGUUGCUGGCCUUAUCUUUUGGUGUUUGAUAUACUCCAAGUAAAUGACACCUCCUUGGUAAACGCCCCUUUGUAUCAAAGAAAACUAGCACUAGAAAAAGCUAUAAUUGAGGUUCCCAACAGGUUGGAGAUCUUAAAGUACAAGCUCUGUAAAGAUCCGAUUGAUAUUGAGAAUGCGGUUAAAGGUGUUAUUGUCGACAGAAGCGAAGGAAUCAUGGUAAAAAAUACAAUGUCAAAGUAUCACGUUGCAAAAAGAGAUAACUCCUGGAUCAAAGUAAAGCCAGAGUACUUGGAACUGUUUGGAGAGAACUUGGAUCUCGUUGUGAUUGGAGUCCUUCCAGGUAUAAAGAACAGCUAUAUGUGUGGUCUUUAUGACACUGAAACUCAUAUGUGGAGAAGCUUCUGUACCGUUGCCAAUGGUUUCACAAAUGAAGAAUUUGCCGAGCUUGACAGACUUAUGAAAGAUAAGCUCUCGAGAGUAUGUCCUGAAAACGUGAUGUUUGGUAGGCGUAAACCUCAAUAUUAUCUAAAUCCUGAAGAAUCGGUUGUUCUAGAAAUAAAGGCUAGAGUUUAUGACCAGAGAACAGACGAAACAUAUGCCACCAAUACCACGUUAAGGAAUCUCUAUUGCAGAGGCAUUAGACAUGAUAAGCUGUGGGAUGACUGCAUUCUGUACCAAUCAUAUGAAGAACAAAGGAGCGACCGGACUAAAGAUAUUUAUGAAACGCAGGACGUUAAUAAGAGAAGAAGAGUUAAAGAAGAGUCGUUUACUGAAACAACUUUUAGAGAAAACAUGAAAGCAAAUAUGGAAUUAUUCAAGGAUUACCGAUUCGUGGUUCUCUCUGAUAAAUUAGAUCAAGUUGAAAACAUGAGAAUACUGCUUGAAAGUUUGAAAAAUCUUAUCAAGAAAUUCGGUGGAGAGAUCAUUACAAGCCCAUCGUAUUCGAAAUCAAAGCCAUGUUUGGUUAUCUCCGAAAAGCUUACACCGAGAUGCCGGGCCUAUGUAGAACUAGGGUUAGAUAUAGUACACCCUAAUUGGUUAUUCUACUGCAUAGAGUAUGGAAAGAUUAUUCCGAUGGAAUGUUUGACUGUGUUUGAAUCCAAAAACAAGGUGCCCGAAAACUUUGACGAGUAUGGGGAUAGUUUUGCAGUGACUCCCAGAAUGAAUCUCAAAGACUAUUUGCUACUGUUGAAAAUAGAGAAGUCCCCAUCGCACCAAAUUAUAAAUGAUUUGAGUGGGGAACUCGAAUCAUACCGGUUGCUAAAAGAUAUCUUGGCAGGAUCCAAAUUUCUAAUCAUUUCCAACGGCAUACAAUGUACUAAAACUAUUUUAGCAACCAAAAUCCAGCAGUUUGGAGGUACAGUAGUGGAGAAAUUGCCAUGUGAAUAUAUAAUAGUCCCCCGACUGUUGUACAAAAAGAGCCGAAAAGCAAUGCUCUCAGAAGUUAGACGGCUUCUGCAACAAAUCAGCAACACAUACACCAAAGGGACCCGUAUACCCAACAUUGUGAUAGAGUCAUUUAUAGACAGCACCAUUGAAUCCAGCGUAAAAGUGGAUCCCCAAGACCAUAAAGUGCUCUAAAUCCGACAUGAAGCAAUUUUAACCUUGUAAUCUCCACCGAAACAAAGCAAGCUCAUGCAAGGAAAUCAGGUUCGAGUGUUGCUGAUGAGCGGAGAUC